This is a messenger RNA of Stegodyphus dumicola, 1528 nucleotides long. RefSeq names its product protein mab-21-like 2. The record is from RefSeq and is a predicted model, not a curated record. NCBI's taxonomy places the organism in Eukaryota, Metazoa, Arthropoda, Arachnida, Araneae, Eresidae.
GAACGGGGUGGUCGCGGCAGUAACGAGCGAAUUCAUUCGAACAUCAACCAGUCAUUCUCGCAGCAGUGUCGGCCGGCGAUCAUGCUGGUUCCCGCUGACAUGUUAACCGCGCAAUCGAAACUGUUGUAUCAGCUAAAUAAGUUUUAUGGUGAAAGGGUUCAGACUCGUAAAGGGACUGUCGCAAAAACUGUUCGGGAAGUUUGUAAAGUUGUUCAAGACGUUCUGAAAGAGGUCGAAGUUCAAGAACCUCGUUUCAUAUCCUCCCUCAAUGACUGCAAUGGACAUUUUGAGGGAUUCGAGGUCAUUUCUCCGUCAGAGUUCGAAGUGGUGCUUUAUCUAAAUCAAAUGGGAGUUUUCAACUUUGUAGAUGAUGGGUCUCUACCUGGCUGCGCAGUUUUAAAGCUCAGUGAUGGAAGAAAGCGUUCCAUGUCUUUAUGGGUCGAAUUUAUAACUGCUUCGGGAUAUUUAUCAGCAAGAAAAAUUCGAUCUCGUUUCCAAACCCUUGUUGCUCAGGCCUGCGACAAAUGUAGUUAUCGAGACAUUGUCAAGAUGGUAGCAGACACAACGGAAGUCAAACUCAGAAUCAGAGAAAGGUUUGUGGUUCAGAUCACUCCAGCAUUUAGAUGUAGCGGUCUGUGGCCUCGCUCAGCUGCCCAUUGGCCUAUUCCACACAUCCCCUGGCCAAAUCCGAAUCUCGUAGCAGAAGUCAAAGCCGAGGGUUUCGAUUUACUCUCAAAGGAAAGCGUUACGCUUCAAGGAAAAAAUUCUUCAAUGGAAGGAGACGCUUGGGUUCUCAACUUCUGUGAGGCAGAAAAUAGACUUCUCCAAGGAGGUUGCCGAAAAAAGUGCUUAAGCAUUCUUAAGACGUUGAAAGACAGGCAUCUCGAGCUUCCCGGCAACCCAGUGACAGGCUACCACCUAAAAACUCUGCUUCUCUAUGAAUGCGAAAAGCACCCGCGCGAGUUGGAAUGGGAUGAGACAUGUCUUGGUGACAGGAUCAACGGCAUACUACUACAGCUCAUCUCCUGUUUGCAAUGUCGUCGGUGUCCGCAUUACUUUCUUCCGCAGUUAGACCUGUUUAAAGGGAAGUCCGCCAGCUCUCUGGAGAACGCUGCAAAGCAGACCUGGCGACUCACAAGAGAGCUUCUAACAAAUCCUAGAUCAUUGGAAAAACUUUGACAAUGUGUGAAGAACAUUUUAUCGGGAUUCGAUGAAGCACAAAUCUUGUCAUAUAAAUUCUCUUGCGAGUAAUACUAGAUCAUCAAAUGAUGAAAUAUCAUGAAUGUUAUUUUCCACAGUGACGCAAACCCCGUGAAGAUCUCCGUGUAGGAAGUUAUCGUCAUAGAGCCUCCUUUUAUCUUGCUCCUCAUUUCCAAUGCUGUAAGUUCUAUAACGGUAGGAUAGAAAUAUUUCAAAAGAUUUUAACUAGUUUUCAUUAGCAUUCAAUCAUUUUGUAAACAAUUGAUAUCAACCAAAUGUUCCUGAAGAUGUUGUGUAUGAUAAUAACGAUUAAUAAUUUUUAUGAAAA